Molecule: messenger RNA, 2744 nt
Organism: Lucilia sericata (common green bottle fly)
Lineage: Eukaryota; Metazoa; Arthropoda; Insecta; Diptera; Calliphoridae
Product: trichoplein keratin filament-binding protein-like
Exons: 3
Coding region: 622-2307 (561 amino acids)
Biological process (GO): apoptotic process
Cellular component (GO): keratin filament
Source: RefSeq, a predicted model, not a curated record
UUUUUUAUAAACACGUCAAUUGUUUAUAAAAAUUUUUUAACUUCUGAAAGCUUUUAACUUCUGAAAGUUGAAUAAUUUGUAUACACACGAACGAAUCGAAUUUUAUUUCGAAAUUACAAACGGAAUGAAAAACUUAUAUAUACCCAUCUGACGAUGGUGUAGGGUGAAAUUAAUUGAAGUGAAAUUAAUAUUGACUAAUGGCAACCCUGUUAAUGUUUUACAGUUGAAUAUUUGACAUUUCUUACAUAGAAUUGGUUGUUGUCUUUGAUAAGCUAAUCAUUCUUAAGUCAUAACCAACAUAUACAUACAUACAUAAUAAGAAGCAGCAUUUGUUAUGAAAUUGUGUAAACAACUGCCGGCUAAAAGUUUUAUUUUUUUCACUUUCAACUGCGAAAUUUACUGAAAAACAACAAACAUUUUAACGAAAAAAUCAAUUCUUACUAAAAAAAAGUGAAUUUAGUCUUUCAAGUAUUGGAGUGGGAAUUUUUAUUUUGUAUGCAUAUUUUUACUGCGUAUUAAAACUUGUACAAACAUUUUACAAAAAGUUAUUGUCGCGCCUUUGACGUCACACUUUGAAUUUUAAAAACUUCCUUUUUUUUUAGAAAAGUUUACCAUUCUGAAAUGUCCACAAAAUCGGCCCACUUGCAAGCCUUGUUUGCAAGACGUCGUGAAAACGAACAUAAUCGCAUUGAACGCACCGAAGCGGUUAAUAAAUAUUACGAUCAUUGGGGUAAAGUAACAGCCCGUUUUGAAAACUGGACAACACCCGAGUACUACAAGCAAGCCGAGCAACAAUUACAAACUACGCAGCAGCAAAAGGAGAAACAAAAGAAUUUGGCUGAAAGACAGCAAAAACUCUCACAACUGCUAGAAAUGGAAAAGAAAAACUAUGAGCAGGAGUUGCAAGAAAAGGAAAGAAAUAGGAAUCCACGAAGAAGUUUCGAUACCACGACCCUAGAGAAAAUCGAUGAAAAUUUAAAGGAACAACAGCAAAUGAGACGUAAAUUGGAGUUGGAGGCCAAACUUUAUGGUAAAUGGCGCCAUGGAGUGGAUGAUGAUAAUUUGUUAUUUGAAUCGAAGAGUGAUAAUGAAGUAUUGGCUAAACUUAAUUGGUUGGACAAACAGGUGGAUCAGCAGUUGCAGCGUGAGAAGGAGGAAGAGGCGGCUAAAGAGCGACAAAUAAAAUUACAGCAUGAACUCAAUAAAACUGAAGAGCUGCAAAAAGAGAGACAACUCAUUAGAGAGAAAGAAAUACGAGAAAUACGUUAUUUGCAAGAGUAUCACAUGGAUCAGCUAAGAGAACAGCAAAAAGAGACUGAUGAUCUAAAGGGAAAAGAAAAACAGUUAAAAGCCAAUUUAAAUGAUUUGGAAAAAGAACUGGAGUUACUAGAAGAAUCCUAUGCCUUUUUAAGUAAAGCAGUUGAUUAUGGUGAUGCUCAUAACUUUAAUAAGAUAAAGAUUUUCAUACGCAAGAGAUCAGAAGUAUUUCGUAAUCAAAUUAAACUUUGCAUGAGUAUUGUGGAAAGAUCUAUAGAUUUUGCUGAAAAACCACAAAUAUUAAAAAAUUUCAAGAGGGAGUUGGAGCAGCAAUUGGAAGCGGAACAUCAAAAACUUUCACAAAUUGAGGGCAUGUAUGAAUCCGAGGCCAAGUAUAAUCUUCAGUGUAACGAACAGACCUGGCAGCAAGAGCAUAAAGAACGUUACGAGAAACUGAAAGAGAUGCUAUUGGAGGAACAUCUUUUAAUAAAAACUUCAUUAAGUGAAAUAAUGCAAAGACAUGAAGAACUCUUGGAAAUACGGGCUACAAAUUUGGGAAUUAUUGAAAAUUCCAGUGAGAAAUUAAAGAUUUUAAUACAAGAGGAAGAAAAUUCGCCACGUUACCAAGCUUGCAAAUCCUUGGAAGCAGCUAAACGAGUGGAAUUUUCACCACGACAUCAUAGUACUAACAAUAUCAUACAUAGCCAGUUAGAGGAGUCAAACGAUACACCACUUUAUUCACCACGACGUUGUCCCUCUGUGAAAUCCUUGGAACUGGAAGAACCUCAUCACCAAGUGGACUUUUCCUCACGUCGUAAUUGUUAUGAGUCGAAUAAUAACAAUAUGUCACCUAGAAAAAACGACAUCAAUCAAGUUUCAAGAUCAUUUGCUAACUUAAACCUGGAUGUUUGGCAAAGUCAACAGGCUCAUCUUUCUCAGCGAGAUAUAGAAUCUCAAAAGACAAAUGCCCAACGUUCAUUACAAAUUGUCACACCCGAGACUGAAGCAGAACGACCAAGAUUUGGUCGCAAACGUGUGGCUUGGAAUUAGAAAGACUUGCAGUGCUUUGUCGAAAGAAAACAUUAGCAUUGCCUUAGCAUUUAGUAUAUUUUGGACUGAAUUUAGAAAAUUAGAUUAGUAGUUAUAUUUUCAUUAUUACAAAUAAAUACUCACUGCCUUGCCUGAGCUAAAUCAAAAAUCUUAACGAAGUUUUUGCUAAAUUAGUUUUAUUUAAAAUAAAAUAAUACAUGGCGUAAACAAUUUUGAACUAGAACUGAACUAGAACUGAACUAGAACUGAACUAGAACUAAACUAGAACUAAACUAGAACUGAACUAGAACUUAACUAGAACUGAACUAGAACGGAACUGAAGAAUUGAACAAACCCAGAACUGAACACAAAUUUAACUAGAGCUUAAUUUAUACUUUUGAGAUGAUUGCAAAAUUUUUUGUUUAUUAUUUAAUUCAGCCUUACUUUCUCUUAUUUAA